This is a messenger RNA of Dioszegia hungarica, 2640 nucleotides long. RefSeq lists its product as uncharacterized. The transcript has 5 exons. Bases 1 to 2640 code for a protein of 879 amino acids. Lineage: Eukaryota; Fungi; Basidiomycota; Tremellomycetes; Tremellales; Bulleribasidiaceae. The record is from RefSeq and is a predicted model, not a curated record.
AUGCCUUUCAGCGACCUCCUGGGAAAGCCUCCUAUCAUGGACCUCAUCAUCUACUACCUCACUCCCAUCCCUCCCAAGGCGUCCUCGGGCAUAACGCGGCAGGAGUAUUUUGGGAAGGACAAGGAAGAAUAUGAGAGGCUCCCGGAUGAGUCAGCGCCCGGAAUGACUUCUAGGAAUGGGAUUAGGUCGGAUUCUCUAGCGAAGCUUAUGAGGGUCAAUAUAUCUUUCAAUCACUACGUCUCCCCCUUCCUCUACCGCGACGUCAUCUGCGACGACCUCCCUAGUUUACUCUACAAGUCCAGACGCCCGUCCGCCCAUCCCCUCAUUACCAGUAAAGACGAGAACCUACGUUACUGCCGCCGUCUUCACCUUGAAUACUGCCGGAAGACGGACGAUGUCGACUACUCCCUGAUCAUGUCGGACACAGGAUACUUCCAGACCAUCGCCUCGGCGACUCCCUUAUCUCGGGCAAUCGGUCUUGGACGACCUGGCUCCCCACACGAAGCCCGCGUUCCCAUCACCCUUUCCACGGCUGCAUCACGUCUCAGUGGGGGCCAUCUUCGGCGGGCAUUACAAUCUGUGGAACAGCAUCGUAAUGUCCAAGGCGAAGAUGGUCAAUUACGUCUCCAAAUCCCGCGUCCGGCCUUCCGACAAGACCAUGGAGAGGUGCUCGUCCGGAGCACGCAAAUCUUUAUGGGUAUCCUUCGGAACUCGCCCAUCACUCACUGGUGUCAAUACGGAUGUUUCGGACCACUCAGUUUCGGUCCCUUUCCCAACUGGAGGGGUCCGAAAUCUGCCCCCACACCCGUCACCAACCCGCUCUUCACAAUGCAUGUUCCGCCGGAUCGGUACAUGCACCCUUCAGCCGUCGGGCAGCGCACACGCUGGGUGCUCGAUGAAGACUAUCAUCGUCGCAUUCACUCGGUCAAUGCCUACCAGGUUGCCAGUUCCUUCGAUAAUCAACUCAAGCGGCUGGCUGAAAUCCGCGAGACAGAAAAAGACGCGGAACCCUUUCAAAUCGAGAUCUACGGGAGCGGGGUGCCCACUGCGGAGCAGGCCAGUCGGAAUGGUGUCUCUCAAGACCCUGCCGGUGAGCGAGCGCUGUUGCUCAAGCUUCGAGAGGUGCUCAAGGGCAAUCGGGAGAAGAAGGGCAUGGGCCCCAGCCAAGAUCUGGUAUCAUGGGGCCCGACGAUGGACUGUCCGCCGUGCGAGGCGUGCGGAUGGGAGUAUGGGAUGGAGGAGCUGCAAUCAGGAGGGGAAAAGGUGGAGAAGAAGGAGAGGUUUGCGGAGUGGCGACUCGGAGAGAUAUCCUUCGCCAAGCUCAACACCGAGCCCGAUCUCUGGAGGCACGUCCUGAGCUUCCUGAAGCCCAAGGUGGGGAAACCACAGUCGGGGUGUACAAAAGAAGACCAUCUUUUCGACGCGAAUGAGCAGGAGAGUGAAGGGCUGCUCGAUGCCGCAUCUCCGGAUGCGACGAGCAGGGCGGAUAUCAGGGCGGAUGACUUGGCGACUCUCAUGCGUACCAGCCUGCAGGCGUUCAAUCAUCUCGCUUCCCCGCUCCUCUACAAUCAUGUCAUUACCGACUCCCUACCCCACCUCAUCCAUAAUCAUCGAGAACCCUCUGCCCACCCCCUUAUCUACAGCAAACUCCAGCUCCUCCAGCAGAUCCGCUUUCUGCAGCUCGAGUACUCUCACAAGGGCGGACACACUUACGCCGAUCUCUUGCAGGACCCAGGCGGCUGGGAUUUCGUGGGACCGCGGCACCACCAGAUGGCGAUGGUGGAAUGGGCGGGCAUCCAAGCUACGGUAGAGCUUACAGGUGUCAUGAUGAGCCUCCUAGCGGUCACCCAGGCAGUAGACGGCCACAAAAAUCCCUUCGUCCACGUAUCCCGCUUGACCGUGGGUGCGAUUUUCGGCGCCCAGACACGAAAAUGGCACUCGAUAUACCCUACAUCCCCCGACGACGUGGCCGGCAGGAAAGACGCCGACCAGCUACUCGACCAGUGCAGGCGGAUGAUGGCGCAUGCCUUCGGCUCGUCGCCCAUUCAGCAGUACUGUUCGAGGGGCAACGUCGGACCUCUGUCCUGCCCGGUCUUCGUUGAUCGGACAACCUCCAGUUCUACGGCGGUCAAACCCCAGUUCACAGUCCACCUCGACCCCUACAUGACCUUCUUCCCUGCCGCGGUCGGCUGCCCUACUCGAUGGACAUUCGACAACCUCUGGUCCACCGGAGACGGCGCAAUCGACAUACAAACUAUGAACAAUCUAGUCUUCCACCAGCUGGAACUUCUCGGGGAGCUGAAGCGGGAGUCCAAGACCGCCCUCGGCGACUUCGAGAUAGAGAUCUUCGCCAGCAGCGAUCUAUCCUAUCCGCCUGAGGUCCCGGUCGAUCCCACUCUCGGACGGACGUGCGAGAUCCUCACUGCCGGAGGCGAGCGGGCCAUGCUGAGGGAUGCUGGCUUCUUGGCUCUUGUGCGCAAGCGGCAAGCCGGGCUAUGUAAGGUCGGGAGCAGGGAUACAUGGCACCCCGCAAUGGAUACCCCACCCUGCGGCGCCUGUGGUGCGGUAUAUGAGCGGGCGGAGGUCGAACCGGAUGAGGGGUCACUGGUCAAGGCGGGAGAGGGCGAGGACGACGCUUAG